CGGGUUAAAUGUUCUUCUUCCGGUCGGUUCAAACGGAGGAAAACAGAAGCUAAACGGCAGAGAAAACCGCCCGGAACCAGCCGCCAGGACACCGAAACGCAGUUUGUUGUGAAGGUUCCGACCCGCUGCGGAGCUGCACGAGGAGCUUUCUGAUUGGUCGAGGUCCAUUCCGUGGUGGUCAGAAGAUGUUGAGGAGAAAGCCGACCCGUUUGGAGCUGAAGAUCGACGACACCGAGGAGUUUGAGAGCGUUAAGAAGGAGCUUGAGGCCAGGAAGCGUCAACGUGAGGAAGCAGAAUCUGGAGGUGGAGCGGGCGGGGCUUCCAUCAUUGGUGGAGACAUCAUUGGGGGCGGAGCCUCCGCCUCCUCCUCCACAGCUGUCUCCAGGGCGGAGCUUAUCAAUGAGCGAAUCGGCUACAAGCCCCACCCCAAACCAGCAACACUGCCAACCUUAUUUGGAAGUUUACAGUUUUAAUGAAUUGUAACUGGUUGUUUACAAACAAAUUAAAUGUUGACAAAAUAAA
Molecule: messenger RNA, 522 nt
Organism: Melanotaenia boesemani (Boeseman's rainbowfish)
Lineage: Eukaryota; Metazoa; Chordata; Actinopteri; Atheriniformes; Melanotaeniidae
Gene: cdc26
Product: cell division cycle 26 homolog
Exons: 3
Coding region: 186-473 (95 amino acids)
Biological process (GO): protein K11-linked ubiquitination; regulation of mitotic cell cycle; anaphase-promoting complex-dependent catabolic process
Cellular component (GO): anaphase-promoting complex
Source: RefSeq, a predicted model, not a curated record